This is a messenger RNA of Prorocentrum cordatum, 2658 nucleotides long. Lineage: Eukaryota; Dinophyceae; Prorocentrales; Prorocentraceae. The record is from the annotation of a GenBank genome assembly.
GUGGCAGGGGAGCACGGCCUGGCGCCCGCGCAGCUGGCGCCGAUCGGCAGGCUGAAGCAGGUCCAGCGCUGCAAGCGGGUGGUCUUGGAGCGGGCCUCUUCGUAUGACGGCGCCAUUGUGUUGGUCAUGAUGCCGGAGGGCGAGCACGAGCGAGCCAGGCUCCCCGCCGUCCUAAAGCUCCAGCCCGCGGGCCUCGUGCGGGAGGACCUCCAGGCGCUGCGCGCCGUGCGGCGCGACCUCGGCCACGCGUGCCCCGAGUUCGUCGAUGCCGCGUACUGCGACGACCAGGGCGUGCUGCAGCUGGAGCUGACGGGCAGCAGGUGCUCUCUGCCGAGGUGUGUGGGCGAAUUCACGCACAUCAGGAGCUUCACAAAGCUGUACGAUGAAAUCUCCGGCGGCGAGGACAUCGGCGCCAGGGUCGGCUUUGCGUACAAGGUGGUCGACUGGCUGUUCGGCACGGUCAUGCCCAAGUACAACCUGGCCUCUCACAAGAUAGUGGCCGGCCGGCUGGACGGCUUCGAGCAGUUCGAGCACUUCAGCGCGCACGUGCUCGGUGACGCGCUGGGCUUUGGGCACCAGUACUUCGACGGCCACCCCCCGGAGAGGCCAGCGCUGGAGGCCGAGCGGGGCGGCUUGCUCUCGGACGGCACGAGCCACGCCGAGCUGCAGCGCAUGGUCGGCGACCUCACGGGCAGGUCCGGCGCCCGAGCGGCGGCGAUGGAGCUCAAGGACCCCUCGAAGGCAGGCGUGCAGGCCGCCGCCACCAGCAUCGCCGGGGCCCUCGCGGCUCAGCAGUGCCGCCUGUGGCAGGCCUUCCAGAGCUGGGACACCUCCAACGCCGGAGAGCUGCGGCCGGAGGAGUUCGCCACCGCGCUAGCCAGCCUUGGCCUCCGCGCAUCGCCCGACGCCGCCCGCGCGGUCUUCGAGGCCCUCGACCUGAAGGGCGACGGCCGCCUCUCCUGCUGGGAGCUGGUUCGGGGCCUGGCCACACUGCAGGGCGGCGGCGCCUCGGCGCCGAAGGCGGGCGCCGCGCAGCUGCAGCAGGAUGAGAAGGCAGUGGCGCGCGAAGCUCUGCAAGCGGCCAUGGCUGCGAAGCGCAGGAGCUCGGGCCAGCACAGCGUUGCGCGCCUGCGGUCCGCCGUCGCGGACGGCGAGCGCGCAGGCCUGGGGGAGGCGGAGCUGGACAGCGCCAGGAGGGCGCUGGCGGACGAGGCGCAGAAGGAGGAGGCGAGAGCCCGGCUGCGGGACGCCGCGGGGAGCCAGGACCAGGGUGGCCCCUCCGCAGCGGGCGGCGAAGCCCUGCGCCCGUGGUGCCUGCGCUGCCUGCCAGACUCCUGCUUCCACGUCCGCGCUCCCGACGCGAGGAUACCCAGGGCACACUGCGUCGUGAGGCCGCUGCUGAGAAACGUUGCCGGUGAUUACGUGCACGCCAUGUUCCAGGACGUGAUACGGGACGGCGACAUCAGCGACAGCGAGCAAAGCCAGAUGCUCUGGGCGAUUAUCAUCGGUGCCCAGAUUCAGGCCAGCGGAGCAGGGGACGCGACCAUAACGAUUCCAGCGGAGGUUCGGGCUGGAGAAGGGGCUCUGCGAGCCUACAUGCAAUCUCGCCGUGGGGAAAUCAAUGACUUUAUGAAGCUGGUGAAGCCACAGGGAUGGAUUCGGGCCCUUUCGGAGGAGCAUCAGGAGCACAAGCAGGGCUUCUUUGCCCGACCGCUGGGUGCACUGACAGAUAGGGUCAUUGCACUGAUCGGCUACGAUACUCGGAAGCACAGCUUCAGCGACUUCGACUCCGAAGAACUACUCAGUGCCUUCGAGAAGCCAGGUGAGCUGACGUUCCAUUGGGUUACAUCGGCUGUUCUGCGUUUUCUUGAGCCGCUUGCUCCAUCCAAGUACUUAUUCAGGUUGCGCUUGGCCGACCUCUGCAAGUUUUAUGGAGCCCAGAGCUCCAAGGACUUGAGCCGGUCGGAGUUCUGGUCGACCUUGUUGAAGGGCUUAUAUUUCGUGAUUGUCUGCCUUGUCUAUACCUCUCUUCUCGGCUUAGUGGCGUUCCUCCGUACGUUUUUGUAUUUGCGUGUAUUCUUGUGCGUAGGUAUGGGGAUACCACUGAUCGGCCAGGGCGCUUGCGCGGUGAAUCUUCUAGUGGAGAGGUGGACAGAGUGGAACCAUAGUAAUGCUUGGGUGGGCUGCCCCGAGGAGAGAUCGAGCUAUUUCCAAUUGCUUUCAGGCGCGCUGGCCCAGUUGAUCUUGGAGCUGCUCGUAUGGGUGGAGGUAGCGAUUCCUUGCACCACGUUCAUGGCUUCCUUCUGCAUUAUGUACAGGUCCUGGUGCCUCAAUCACGGUAUGAAGAGAAGAUUUGCGGUGCUCGUUGGUGCGUUGUUCACUGUACUCUUGGCUGGCACAGCCUGGAGCCCAGCCUGGCUGGUGUGGGUAUGGACCGCCGAUUCGAUGUCCGAGCUCAUUUUGAUCGACGACGUGCUGCGUUCGGUGCACGUACUUCUCAGGAGAGUCCUGGACUUCUGCUUCACGGUCCUGUUGGUAAACCUCCUGGGCAAGCUCAACGGUGCUAUGGACGAGAUUGUCCAGCCGAAGUUGCUCCUGGCGUCGUUGAGUCUCGGAGCGGAGCUGAGGCGCGGAGGCUCCCAUGCACGCGGAGGCUGA